CACAGCCAGAUAAUCAUUAUUCUUCCCUUACGUCCCCCCAGCCCCCACCUGGGGCAGUCGCUCUCCCGGCUGCGUCCCUUUUCGUCCAUGUCCUAGCAGAGACUACAGAGCAGUACAGAGGCUCUCGCUGAAACCAGUCCCAGGCUCCACAGAGUCAGAUCACGGCUUCACACCAGUCGUUCUGGUCACUUAGGCGUUCGCGUGAGCGCUCAACCCCUUACCGCCACCUCAUCGUCACUCUACACCAUUCUGAGCGCAAAAAUGGUUUGAUUGAGACAAAUUUAGACCAAGCAAUGACCUUGUAAACAGAGAGAGGGGCUCAGACAUGCUGAGAAAUCCUUAUCUCUAGAGAAACGUCUUUAAAUGCUAAGUAAAAGCCCUAGCAAGUAAAAGCCCUGAGGCACUAGGGUGUCGGUUAGGGGUCACAGGCGGAGAGGUGGGGCGCCUGGGGGUUUCGGUAGGGAGCCACCCACAGAUAACUCAGACAGCCAGAUUCUGGGGGUCGUUCAGGUUGAAAGACUGGUCGAAAUUACGCGGGCAUGAGUCAGCGCAUCCCUACGCGCCCUCCGCCCCUUGAGGGUGGGUCGCUUAUAGGGAGGGGAGUAGAGUAGGGCAGGAGAAACUGGGCCAGGCUGCACUUAGCUCAAGGGGCCUCGAGGACUCUCUGCGUCUCUGGAGACAAGGGCACUACACGCACUUCAGAAUGAAGAGUUGCGGGAGCAUGCUGCGGCUCUGGGGGCAGCGGCUCCCCGCGGCGUGGGUCCUGCUUCUGUUGCCUUUCCUGCCGCUGCUGCUGCUUGCGGCCCCCGCGCCCCACCGCGCGUCCUACAAGCCGGUCAUCGUGGUGCAUGGGCUCUUCGACAGCUCGUACAGCUUCCGCCACCUGCUGGAAUACAUCAAUGAGACACACCCCGGGACUGUGGUGACAGUGCUCGAUCUCUUCGAUGGGAGAGAGAGCUUGCGACCCCUGUGGGAACAGGUGCAAGGGUUCCGAGAGGCUGUGGUCCCCAUCAUGGCAAAGGCCCCUCAAGGGGUGCAUCUCAUCUGCUACUCGCAGGGGGGCCUUGUGUGCCGGGCUCUGCUUUCUGUCAUGGAUGAUCACAAUGUGGAUUCUUUCAUCUCCCUCUCCUCUCCACAGAUGGGACAGUAUGGAGACACGGACUACUUGAAGUGGCUGUUCCCCACCUCCAUGCGGUCUAACCUCUAUCGGAUCUGCUAUAGCCCCUGGGGCCAGGAAUUCUCCAUCUGCAACUACUGGCAUGAUCCCCACCACGAUGACUUGUACCUCAAUGCCAGCAGCUUCCUGGCCCUGAUCAAUGGGGAAAGAGACCAUCCCAAUGCCACAGUAUGGCGGAAGAACUUUCUUCGUGUGGGCCACCUGGUGCUGAUUGGGGGCCCUGAUGAUGGUGUUAUUACUCCCUGGCAGUCCAGCUUCUUUGGUUUCUAUGAUGCAAAUGAGACCGUCCUGGAGAUGGAGGAGCAACUGGUGAGCCCCCUGGGAUUACUUCCCCUUCUAGCCGCUGUCCCACCUUAUUCCAGAGCCCUCUCUGUGACUCCUGAGCUGAAGGGUUCACCCUGUGGGGAGGAGGUCCAGGAUCCCAGCAGUAACUCACUUUGUCUCUCCUUGUGUCUCUCUUCCAUGCUUCCACGCCCCCUCGACCACCUUGAAGGUUUAUCUGCGGGAUUCUUUUGGGUUGAAGACUCUAUUGGCCCGGGGGGCCAUAGUGAGGUGUCCAAUGGCCGGGAUCUCCCACACAGCCUGGCACUCCAACCGUACCCUUUAUGAGACCUGCAUUGAACCUUGGCUCUCCUGAGGAUAUAUUCAGGGGUCCCCAGGAACUCCUCGGUCCAGAGACCAAGUGGUGGCCUUGGAAAGCAGAUGUCAGGCUUUGGUGUGCCUGUGACCACCUCAUUGCUCCCAUAUUAUCCCCCGUUUUUAGUAGAGACGGGGUUUUAGUAGAGACUUGGCCUCCCAGAACCCCCUUCCUCUGCUCCUCCAUGAAUGACAAUUCCAGGCCUCCCCUACCUCAUGUCCUCUCAUUUGGGGGAUUGCUCCGUGCUGUCCCUUUCUCUCAAGGCCGAAGUUGGGAAGUGAGAAACCAUGUUUUUAACUUGUGGCUGCUUUUGCUGCUGCUGCUCCUCCGUAUCUGGCUGUAUGGGUGGAGAACCCACCCCCUGCCCACCAUAGGGGUCUCCUUCCAGGCCACUCAGGACAUUUUUAGCUUCUCUUCUCCCCAUGUUCCCUUUUUUCUCUAAAGUCCCCUGACAUCAGCCCUCCCAACUCCUAAGAGGGACUACCCAUGAGAGUGGGGUUCUGAGGCUCCCCUAUGGGGACAGUUCCGUUCUUGAAGUGUCAGUGUUGGGGAAUAUCUGUGGCCUAUGAGGCCCAUCUCAGGUUUGGGGAUCCCCCAGUCCCUAUGAUCAGUGUUGGAGUACCCCCCUGGGAAAGCCUAGUUUCUUUGAGGCCCCAGGCCCUCUUUUAACUACCUUUGAAUAGGUGUUAUCCCUGUAUUUAUGGAAAUAAAGUUCCAUUUCCUCA
Molecule: messenger RNA, 2539 nt
Organism: Gorilla gorilla gorilla (western lowland gorilla)
Lineage: Eukaryota; Metazoa; Chordata; Mammalia; Primates; Hominidae
Gene: PPT2
Product: palmitoyl-protein thioesterase 2
Exons: 8
Coding region: 704-1786 (360 amino acids)
Cellular component (GO): lysosome
Molecular function (GO): thiolester hydrolase activity; palmitoyl hydrolase activity
Source: RefSeq, a predicted model, not a curated record